Messenger RNA from Musa acuminata AAA Group (dessert banana), 1994 nucleotides. Its product is annotated as small ribosomal subunit protein uS3y-like. The transcript is spliced from 15 exons. NCBI's taxonomy places the organism in Eukaryota, Viridiplantae, Streptophyta, Magnoliopsida, Zingiberales, Musaceae. The record is from RefSeq and is a predicted model, not a curated record. Bases 1 to 345 code for a protein of 114 amino acids.
AUGAACGCGGAGAAGAGACGGGAGCAGAGAUCCACCGAGCCCAUCGCCCCAUUCGAUCUGUCUCGGCUCGGGAACGAAGGUGGGAACGAAGGUUGGUUCGAUGAUCGCGAAGACGGAGGAGGUACGAGGAGGGUGAUCGUGUGCCCCUCCCUGUAUGCCAACAAGGUGAUAGGAAGUGGAAAAAUCAGAGCUCAAAGUGACAAAUCAAUGAAGUUCAAGGAUGGUUACAUGAUUUCUUUUGGUCAGCCUGUCCACGAAUACAGAGGUUCUACUGUGAGGCAUCUUCUCCUCAGACAGGAAGAUACUACUAACGAGAGCAAAUUGAUCCUGUAUGGGCUUUACUAGCAAGCAAUUGUUGGAUCAGUGAAUACUUGCUGACCUGGUAUAUUCAAUAUGAGGGACUGAGCCAACUGGGAUGCUUGGAAGGCUGUUGAAGGGAAGGAAGUCAAAGGAGGAGGCUAUGAGUGACUACAUCACCAAGGUAGAUUUUGAAGAAUAUGUUGCAAAAGCUAAAACUUUACCUGAAAAUACUACUAAAGAGAACAAAUUGAUCCUGUAUGGGCUUUACUAGCAAGCAACUGUUAGACCGGUGAAUACUUGCUGACCUGGUAUAUUCAAUAUGAGGGAGUGAGCCAACUGGGAUGCUUGGAAGGCUAUUGAAGGGAAGGAAGUCAAAGUAGGAGGCUAUGAGUGACUACAUCACCAAGGUUAAACAGCUACUCGAGGCAGCUGUUGCUGCUGCUUAUGCUACUUUGUCACAUCUUGCUCCAUGUAGUACCAUGUAAGCUGUUAGCUUCUUUCUUGAACUUGAAUCAUCCAUUAGAUGUGUUAGUUAUGGAUUUCAUCUCCUUUGUGUCUUAACAAUUGACACUAUCUGAAAUCUAAUGCAGUAUCAUAUCAUUUCAUUAGUGUUUCAUUCGAGUUAAGAUGUAUGCGGAUGUCAAGUUUUUUUGUCAGGAAAGGAGUGCGGGCAUGUUCAAUGAGCAUUACCUGCAGCCCAUAUAUUUAGUGAAGCUUCAUUGAUUCCCAGUACUCCGGUGUUGAGGUCAGCAUCGGUGAUCAUUAUUAGAGCCACCAGGAUCUUGAACAUACUUGGUAUCGAUCUCCAAUCUAUGUUAAGCCUCGGUGGUACAUCCGAUUUGGAAUUCGUAUCAUAAUUAUGUAAGUUGAGAAGGUGAGAAAGAUACUAGAGCUGACUUCUGCGGUCCAGGAAAGAUUCAACUUUCUGAAAAAUGGUGUGGAACUCUACGUCGAGAAGGUCAACAACAGAGAGCUUUGUGUGAUUGUUCAGAUUUUCACUAGAAUCAGUUUGACAACUACAAGGGCAUUCUGGUUCUUCCUUGCAUGGCCAUGGUUUAAAUAUGGGUUUCUGAGACUAGAUGAUCUCAUUCUACAUUAAGGCUUGUCAUGGUAUCCUAUGCUUUGUCAUGGAAAGUGAUGCUAAAGGUUGUGAGGGUGUCCUCAAUAUCAAAGUAAAGAUCAUGUUGGAUUGGGAUCCUAAAGGAAAGCAAGGCCUCAUGACUCCUUUGCCAGAUCAGUUUUGUCUCUAGAGAUUUAAAUCGUAGAGUGACUAGAAGAAUUUGAAUGCUACAACCUUUGUAAAAGGAAUUAGGAUUAUAUUUCUUCUUGAUAAGCUUGCGGCAGAUAACAAGCCAAAGUUCUUUUGAUUUAUGUGCUUGUACUAGUCCAAGAUUAACACGAAGGAAGAUUGGGAGUCUUUAGGCUCAUAUCUUAAUUUUUUCCAAUCUUCUCAGAAGCAUUAUUUGUUCUUAUCAUUUGUUUUGAUACCCGACAUUGUUACUCUCUAUUUUGAUAAUUUUUACUGUUUAGGACAACAAUCUAGUGAGAGGAUAAAGUAGCACAAAACAAUAGCAAGUGAUCUCCAUUUCACAAAUGAAAUAAAUGUAGCUGAUUCAUUUUGUGAUCUCAUCUUUUUUCAUGCGGAUCUAUUGAUUAAUCUUAUCUUCUUUAAAUUUAAUUUGCCUUGUUUAAGA